AUGUGGUAUUUUUUAUCCUUGCAGCGUGAGUGCAUCUCCAUCCAUGUAGGACAAGCUGGAGUGCAGAUUGGAAAUGCAUGCUGGGAAUUGUAUUGCUUGGAACAUGGGAUCCAGCCUGAUGGACAGAUGCCUUCUGACAAGACCCUUGGAGGGGGUGAUGAUUCUUUUAAUACCUUCUUCAGUGAGACGGGAGCAGGAAAACAUGUCCCUCGGGCUGUCUUUGUGGAUUUGGAACCCACUGUUGUGGAUGAGGUCCGGACUGGGACCUAUCGUCAACUCUUCCAUCCUGAACAAUUGAUCACUGGCAAGGAAGAUGCAGCCAACAAUUAUGCCAGGGGGCAUUAUACAAUUGGAAAGGAAAUUGUAGAUCUUGUACUGGAUCGAGUUCGGAAGCUGUCUGACCAAUGCACUGGACUUCAAGGAUUCCUCAUCUUCCAUUCUUUUGGGGGAGGCACUGGGUCUGGCUUUACUUCUCUCCUUAUGGAGCGUCUUUCUGUUGACUACGGCAAGAAAUCCAAAUUAGAAUUCUCCAUAUAUCCUGCUCCUCAGGUGGCUACAGCUGUGGUGGAGCCUUACAAUUCCAUCUUGACAACCCAUACAACCCUGGAGCAUUCUGACUGUGCCUUCAUGGUAGAUAAUGAGGCCAUCUAUGACAUCUGCAGAAGGAACUUGGAUAUUGAGAGACCAACAUAUACAAAUUUGAACAGACUGAUUGCCCAAGUGGUAUCUAGCAUCACGGCAUCUCUUCGCUUUGAUGGUGCUCUGAAUGUUGACCUCACAGAGUUCCAGACCAACUUGGUUCCAUAUCCCCGGAUCCAUUUCCCCCUGGCCACAUAUGCCCCCAUUAUCUCGGCAGAGAAGGCUUAUCAUGAGCAGCUGUCUGUCUCAGAAAUCACCAAUGCAUGCUUUGAACCAGCCAAUCAGAUGGUGAAGUGUGACCCUCGACAUGGGAAGUACAUGGCAUGCUGCAUGCUCUACCGAGGGGAUGUGGUCCCCAAGGAUGUGAAUGCAGCCAUAGCAGCCAUCAAGACCAAGAGGACUAUCCAGUUUGUGGAUUGGUGCCCGACAGGAUUCAAGGUGGGUAUCAACUAUCAGCCUCCAACCGUAGUCCCUGGAGGAGACCUCGCCAAGGUCCAAAGGGCCGUCUGCAUGCUGAGCAACACUACCGCCAUUGCUGAGGCAUGGGCUCGACUUGAUCACAAGUUUGACCUCAUGUAUGCCAAGAGGGCUUUUGUUCAUUGGUAUGUGGGUGAGGGGAUGGAAGAGGGGGAAUUCUCUGAGGCCCGUGAAGAUCUUGCCGCUCUCGAAAAGGAUUACGAAGAGGUUGGUGUGGAUUCCACUGAGGAAGGUGAAGAGGCUGGUGAAGAGUAUUGAAAUUUUCAUCUCUUCUCCAUUUGCAUCACUCUGUCUGUUGUCUGCUUCUUCCUAUUUUACUUGAAGGUGCUUUUUGUAUCGAUAAUUUCUCAUUUCCUUGGUGGAAAUAUAUCUCUUUGGGCAUGAGACAUGCCAUGGUUUUU
Messenger RNA from Darwinula stevensoni, 1517 nucleotides. The record is from the annotation of a GenBank genome assembly. NCBI's taxonomy places the organism in Eukaryota, Metazoa, Arthropoda, Ostracoda, Podocopida, Darwinulidae.